This is a messenger RNA of Echinostoma caproni, 294 nucleotides long. The record is from the annotation of a GenBank genome assembly. NCBI's taxonomy places the organism in Eukaryota, Metazoa, Platyhelminthes, Trematoda, Plagiorchiida, Echinostomatidae.
AUGAAAGACUCGUCAUCGCAGUUUAUGACCACGCAGGUGGUCGAUAUCGGAUCCGGUUUGGGACAUUUGCCAAACUCCCUCGCAGCGAUUGUCAUUCAAAACAGACCAUCCGAUCGUUUACCAAUCAGAAUUUACGCGAUUGACUGUGAUCCGGCGUUGGAUCAAAAGGCUCGUCUCACGCUGGAGCGGUUCGCCCAGGACAGCAAUGUUAAUCUUCAAUCACGGGCUCGAAUAGUGCGACGCGUGCUUUUUCGCUUGACCGAACCGAACGUGACUGAAUUUAUGCACUUGUGA